Messenger RNA from Seminavis robusta, 483 nucleotides. The record is from the annotation of a GenBank genome assembly. Lineage: Eukaryota; Bacillariophyta; Bacillariophyceae; Naviculales; Naviculaceae.
AUGGCGGGCAAGCGCAAGAACAAGAAGAACGGGCACACUCAUCGGAAGAAAGGGAAGAACCGGUCCAAGGAUGAAAGGGCUGUGUGGGCCCGGCAACAACAGCAACAACAGCAAGCCGCCUUGCAGACUCCCCAUCUAGUCACUCCUCAUGUCACCACUGGUCCUUUCCACAAUGAAGAUAUUGAUGGUGUGCUUCCUCCUCCCGCCGCCUCCCUUCGCUCUGCUGCUCGCAAGCCAACCACGGAGCAACCGGAUGAUGAACGACUGAAUGAACUCUUGGGUCCCCCUUCUGAUGAUGAGCAAGAGCCUCCUUCCGACGAUGAUGAUGCUGCAGCAGCAGACCUUCGUCUCACUCCUGAAGAGAUGGAAUCUUUCCUGAGGCAGUACUGGAUUGGCAAUCAAGGACGCUCUUGGGAUGAAGACGCGGAAGCCAAUCAAGAAUAUCUUCGGAGACAUCAAUUACUGUGCCAAGAACGACCUUGA